Molecule: messenger RNA, 905 nt
Organism: Aspergillus ochraceoroseus IBT 24754
Lineage: Eukaryota; Fungi; Ascomycota; Eurotiomycetes; Eurotiales; Aspergillaceae
Product: proteasome core particle subunit alpha 7
Exons: 5
Coding region: 1-882 (293 amino acids)
Cellular component (GO): proteasome core complex; nucleus; proteasome core complex, alpha-subunit complex
Source: RefSeq, a predicted model, not a curated record
AUGGCAACCUGCCGACCCAAUGAUGCGGAUGAUCGAAAAUCAGACGGCCGCAAUUUCCAGGUCGAAUAUGCGGUCAAGGCUGUCGAGAAUGGUGGAACAGCUAUCGGUAUUAGGUGCAAGGACGGCGUUGUUCUAGCUGUCGAGAAGAUUAUUACCAGCAAACUCCUGAAGGCCGGCGCGAAUAAGAGGAUAGCUACCGUGGAUCGCCAUGUUGGCAUCGUCUCCGCUGGAUUAACCCCUGAUGGCCGACACUUCGUUUCCCGUGCUCGAGAUGAGGCAUCCUCGUGGCGAGGUGUAUACAAGGGGCCGAUCCCCGUUUCCGCUCUCGCAAACCGCCUUGGUAGCUAUGUACAAGCCUACACACUCUAUUCUAGCGUCCGACCUUUCGGCGUGACCUCUAUUGUUGGAGGCUGGGAUUCUGAAGCUGAGCUUGCCGUCGACGGCCAAGUAGGAAGUGGCCCCAAGUCGGGUUCUGGUGGGAAGGUCGAGGGCGCCAAGUCUGGAGGGCCAGGCUUGUACAUGAUUGAGCCAAGCGGUCUAUAUUGGGGAUACUAUGGCGCUGCUACCGGCAAGGGAAGACAAGCCGCCAAGGCUGAGCUUGAAAAGCUAGACCUGAGCUCCGAGAAGCUCAGUCUUCUCGAUGCCGUGAAGGAGGCUGCUCGCAUCAUCUAUGUCGCUCACGAAGACAGCAAGGACAAAGACUUUGAGCUGGAAAUGUCAUGGAUUAGUUCACUAGACGGCCCAACGAAAGGCAGGCACGAGGAGGUACCGAAGGAGCUCCUGGAAGAGGCAGAGCGAGCCGCCAAGCGAGCCUUGGAAGGAGAGGAUGAGGACGAGGAAGAGGGGGCGAAAGCCAAUGAGGGCGAGCGAAUGGAAGAGUAAAGCUAGGUAGCAAACCAAACCGG